AUGGGCAACGAUAAGAAAUUCGAAUACGAAUCACUUCCCAUUCCAACUUACGAAGAAGCUAUUUCCUCCCGUCCAAGCUCCUCUCGAUCUCAUCUAGGCCCCGAUGAAGCCAGCGACGAUGCGGAACGACAGGGCUUGCUACAUAAUGCCGACAAUACCAGUGGUCCCGGCGGCCCACGAUCUCGGCCUCAUGGAUACCAACCGCCAACGGUCGAGUCCGUCCGUAACAGCCUGGACGAUCUUGCGUCCUCGGGAACCGAUUCCGCUCGGGGGUCGCUCGAGGACUUGCAGCGGGAACUCGCUCAGAUGGAUGUGGAGGAAGCAGGGGUGCAAUCGUCAUCUCGACGGUCCCGACUGGGGCAGCAUUUCUCGAAACGAUUCAACAGCCUGAGUCGGACCCUUUCUGCUAUACAAUUCCCUUUUCGCCGCUUCCUACCAAACUUCCGAUUCACAAUUAACCUCGAUGGAGCCCGUCAACGCUUCCAAGACCAUAGCUGCAUUAUCCUGCUACGGGUGUUUGGACUACUAUUGGUAGUCACUCUUGUAUACGUGUUCUUCUUUUCGAACCUCUUCAAUCUGAAUUCUCGAUUCAUGAUGGGUCAGUCGUAUAGCGCUGCGUCGGUGCAGAAUUUCCUUCAGGGCCACAUCAAUGAGACAAACAUCGCGGAUAAUUUGAGAAAGGUGACAAAGUUUCCUCAUAUGGCUGGUACCGAGGGCAGCUUUGCGCUGGCAGAAUGGAUUGAACAGGAAUUCAAAAAUGCAGCGCUCGAUGAAAUCGAAAUGGAGGAAUUUCAAGUGUACCUCAACUAUCCCAACGAAGGCGGAAGGAGGGUGGCGAUCGUUGAUCCGCCCGGCAUGGCCUGGGAGGCUGCGCUCGAAGAGAAGAACGAACAGACUAUGGUUUUCCAUGGACAUUCAAAAUCGGGAAAUGUGACCGGCCAUUUGGUCUAUGUAAACUACGGUUCCCGAGAAGAUUUUCAGCUCCUAGCGGACCACGGAAUUGACAUGCAAGGCGCUAUCGCACUUGUCCGAUACUAUGGGUCCGAGACAGAUCGUGCCCUGAAGGUCAAGCUUGCGGAGAUGGCUGGCGCUGUCGGAUGUAUCAUCUACUCCGACCCGCAUGAAGAUGGGUUUCGGCGGGGUCCCGCUUUUCCAGACGGACGCUUUAUGCCGGAUGAUGGCGUCCAAAGGGGCGCAGUAAGCCUGAUGUCAUGGGUUGUUGGGGAUGUACUUUCCCCGGGGUUUGCGUCUACCCCUGAGGAGAAGAAACGACUUUCGGUCGAAGAAAGCCCGGGAUUGCCGGGUAUACCAAGUAUGCCGAUCGCCUGGCGCGAUGCUCAGAGACUCUUGCAGGUUCUCAAGGGUCAUGGUACAGAGGUACCCAAGGAGUGGGUUGGAGGUGUUCCCGACGUGAAGGAAUGGUGGACGGGAGACGGAGGUUCCCCAAAAGUGAACCUGAUGAAUAUUCUGGACGAAGUGGAACGACAGCCUAUAUACAAUGUCAUUGGGCGCAUCAUUGGAUUGGAACAGCCUGAAAAGAAGAUUAUCGUGGGCAACCACCGCGACUCAUGGUGUCUUGGCAGUGCGGACCCAGGCAGUGGCACUGCGGUCUUCUUAGAGCUUGUUCGCGUCUUUGGUGAACUUCGGACGUUCGGAUGGCGACCGCUGAGGACCAUUGAGUUCGUCAGCUGGGACGCAGAAGAAUACAAUAUGAUCGGUUCAACGGAGCAUGUGGAAAAAGCGAUUGAAGCACUGCGAGAGAAUGCAUUUGCUUACCUGAACGUUGACGUUGGGGUGACUGGCAAUAACUUUGAUGCCUCCGGAUCUCCGUUAUUUCAGCGGAUUGUGAUGCAGAUCCUCGGCCGCAUUGCGGAUCCCAUUACGAACGAGACACUCAAGGACAUCUGGGAGAAAGCGCAGAAGAAGUUCGGCCCUCUUGGUUCUGGGAGUGAUUAUGUAGCGUUCCAGGAUAUUGCUGGCACCUCAAGUGUGGACUUUGGAUUCACUGGCGAGCGUUUCCCCUAUCACAGCUGUUACGAGAACUAUGACUGGAUGACCAAGUUCGGAGAUCCUGGGUUCCAAUACCACAAGGCUCUAGGCCAAUUCUGGGCUUUGCUCCUGAUUGACCUUGCGGAUAACCCUAUCUUACAGUUCGAUUUGCAAGUGUACGCCGACCAUGUGCAUACCUAUGUUACCGAUCUGGUAGCCUACGCCAAGUCAAAGAACGUCCCGGUUGCCCCCCAGCUUUUAGAGGACCGCGCCGUCGGAGAACCGUCCGUCAGCUUCCAACCCCUCUUUGACGCCGCGUCCAAGUUCAAAAGCGACGCAGGAGAAUUUGACCAAUGGGCCCAGUUAUGGCACGACACUGUCUGGGGCGCCGGCGGGUUCGAAAACAACGUAAUGGCCAUCCAGCGACUGAAGCAUAACUCUCGCUUGGCCAGUUUUGACACCCAACUUCUGGAUCUAGAUCAUGACGGCGGAAUCCCCAACCGCACGCAGUUCAAACAUGUCAUCUUCGGCCCCCAGCUGUGGUCCGGCUACGACGCCGCCGUCUUUCCCGCCAUCCGCGAUAGCAUCGACUCGGGCAACUGGACUCUAACCCAGGAAUGGAUUGACCGAGUCGCCAAGAUCAUUCAGCGCGCAAGCAACAGUCUCGUGCACCAUUAG
Messenger RNA from Aspergillus lentulus, 2667 nucleotides. The record is from RefSeq and is a predicted model, not a curated record. NCBI's taxonomy places the organism in Eukaryota, Fungi, Ascomycota, Eurotiomycetes, Eurotiales, Aspergillaceae.